CGCGUCUGCAAAAUGAAUUCCAUGGUGUCGUCAGUUCCGUGAAGCGUUGCUCCUGGCUUCAUUAAAAAAAAAAGGGAAGAAGAUAGAGGAUUAUUUAGUCAGGACACAGGCUCAGUGAAAACAAGGCUUUUACUGGCUGCAUCAGUAAAAUAUUCUUAAACAAGAGCGCUGCAUUGAUUGUGUUUUCCUCGGACUGACAAAAGACACACCAGUCUCCUCUAAGCCGCAUGAACUGGGAUGCACUGCUGUUAGCCUGUUAUUAGCUUGCUGGCUAGCUUCGCGAACUGCUCUGUUUUUUUUACCACGGGACCAAGCGUAGUGCAUUAUGACAGACAGCAUUAUGAGUAAAGCUGCCACAAUGGAGAUUCCUAUCAACAGUAACGGAGACACAGGGACACUACCAGAAGAUGACAGCCUUGAACAGGCUGCAAAUCUGCAGUGGAGCUUAGAUGAGCAGGUAGGGAGCUCCAGAGGCACCAGGGACCUACAGCAGGUGAUGGUAUCGGGUCCCAAUCUCAAUGAGACUAGCAUUGUUUCUGGAGGCUAUGGAGGAACAGCAGAGGGAAUCAUCCCCACCAGCUCAAUCAAAGGCCCUGCUGUGCGCUACAAUGCAGAGUUUAACAAAAGGAUCCCAGUUACAGGAUUAGGUUCCAACAUGCACCACAGCAGCAGCAGCUCGUCCAUGACUGCAGAGGAAGCGUCCCGCGGUGUGGCUGUGGAGAAACUAGAGACGGUGAAGAAGUGGGGUCUCAACACUUACAAGUGUACAAAGCAAAUGAUCUCGGAGCGUUUUGGUCGAGGUUCCCGGACUGUGGACCUGGAGCUGGAGGCCCAGAUUGAAGUGCUGAGAGACACUAAAAAGAAAUAUGAGAGUGUGCUACGAUUGGCCAGAGCGCUGACCAAUCACUUCUACAACAUGGUGCAGACGCAGCAUGCGCUGGGGGACACCUUUGCUGACCUCAGUCAAAAAUCUCCAGAGCUGCGGGAUGAGUUCGGCUACAAUGCGGAGACUCAGAAAUUGCUGUGUAAGAACGGGGAGACUCUGCUUGGCGCCAUUAACUUCUUUGUGUCCAGCAUCAACACUCUGGUCAACAAGACCAUGGAGGACUCCCUGAUGACGAUCAAGAUGUAUGAAAAUGCCAGGCUGGAGUUUGAUGCCUACCGGUCAGACCUGGAGGAACUGAGUCUGGGUCCAAAAGACGCUGUAGCCAUGGCCCGCAUAGAUGCUGCCCAGCAGCUGUACCAAGUCCAGAAGGACAAGUAUGAACGCCUCCGCUCGGACGUCAUCAUUAAGCUCAAGUUCCUGGAGGAGAAUAAGGUGAAGGUGAUGCAUAAGCAGCUCCUCCUCUUCCAUAAUGCCAUAUCUGCAUACUUUGCUGGCAACCAGCAGCAGCUGGAGCAGACGCUGAAGCAGUUCAACAUAAAGCUGAGGCCUCCAGGGGCGGACAAGCCCUCCUGGUUAGAGGAGCAGUGAGAGGGUCUCCUGGACCUCCUGCUGCCUCCUUCUCGACCACCUCCACCUGUUCCCUGUUGAAACCCCCCAACUUACAGAGGACCACUACAGAGGAAUACGCAUACAAAUACUUGGACGGAUGAAGAUAUGAGAUGAGUGUAUGAAAGGACGAUUGGACUGAUGGAUUGCAGGGUAUUAUUGAUGGGAUAAAUGCACCAGGAAUCCAAGUGGCCAGUUUCAUGAACAGUCAGGGGGCAUUUAGUGCCUCUUCCCAACUUCCUUAUUUCCACCCUAACCUUCUCUUUGUGCCCAAAAGAACUGUUCAUCUCUUCCUUCCCUCUCCCAUAUUCAACAUUAUAUUGCUGUGUGAGCUUAUGUUAGUCAUGUUCACGGCCAUUAUUUUACUUCUCAACUGCUCCCAGUGCUUGGACUUAAACUUCAACCCAACAACGUUACGGUUACUGAGACGGAUAACGGAAGGAAAACCAUUAAACCAUUAAAACACACUUGGAUGUAACCAAACACUUCAUCAAAACUCUUCCAGACCUUAUCACUCUCCUUGUGUGCCUCCUUAUAUCUGAGCUUGUGUGCUUAAUGAACAUGUGGCCUACAGAAAGAAAGAUAAGUUCCGAAAAAUAUUCAAACUACACAUGCAGAGGAUUUGUGCGGUACACCGGGAAGGAAUGUGCAGACAUUUCAAAUCAACGUGCUCUUCAAAUCAUGUAUUAUUUCACUUUGAAAUAGAUAGUACAUGAUGUUGUUUGCUUACAGUAUAACGAAAAAUUGCUGUGUUUAGUUUACUUUUGCUUAAUUGAACUGUACUCUUUAUUUAGUACUUUUAGUCGGCUUCUAUCAUAUUGAGGACAGUUUACUGUUUGGGCAAUGUAUGCUGGUGCUUUAAUCAGCCUAACUAUCAGAAACGCUGCAGACUUCCAGUGUAACCUGCAAGUUCUUUGACUUCAGCUCGUAUAUAUGCAACAAUCAUUUAAGAAACACUGCCACAGCUUCCCAAAGUUAUACUGGUUGGGGUCUUUACUAAUUGUAUUUUAUUUACCCAAAGAGAAUUUAGAAAUAUGUUUAUUGGACCCUAGGUUUUCAUUGUUUUUUAGGCAGCAUUGGUUGUUAAAGUGUCACUAUGGAAAGAGGAGGCUUUGGUGGACAGUUGACCUUUGAACGAUAGGGAUACGUCAGUUUAAGAUCGAACACACUCGAAUGGAAUUACUCCAUUAUGUAAUUGUUAGUAAGGACUGUAUUUAAAAGGAAUUAACUACAUUCUUUGUUCUCACGUUGAUACAUUUCUGUCUGAAGUUUGUUAGUCUUUUUAAAGUUAACAAGGACAUGUCAUAUAUCACAGUAUAUUUGUCACACUGAAGAUGACUGUGGCUCUGUAAUAUUACUGAUCCUAAUAUUUCAACAUCAUUUUAGCUGUGAAAGGGAUAACUAACGAUUCAUCAUUUGUCUCCAUUAACUGAAACACUGUCGUAGAAUGGAAGUAAACAAUCAUCUGUUGUUGACAGUUAGGAGAAGGCUUCACUACAGAAUAUCAGCAUGGUACUAAUUUAUGUGAUGUACUUUGAAUGCAUCACUGUAUUUAUUGUUCUCAUUGUACGUGUUAAUCUGUUGGAAUCAACAUAUUUGUACACUGAAAUUCCAGGUUCAUCCAAAUUACUCAAUUUAUGAGUAUGGUGUCUUGUAGAUAAAACACUUAAAAAACAUGCCUCAGUCUAAUCAUAUCUUUAAUUGAUAUACUCUAUUCUAAACAAACUGAUUGAAAGUAGUUUAGUUUGCCUUUGUCAAACCUGUGAAGUCAAGUGAAGAUAAUCCGGUAUAUAUAUAUAUAUAUAUAUUUUUUUUUCCUCCAGCAUCUUGUCUCUGUAUUUGCAUGGCAGGCAGUAAUCCAAAGAGCAGGUGCAGAUAUGUGUCAAUGCACUGAUGCUCUACUCUGGGCCUUCUGCUAGUCAGCUUACAUGGACUGGGAUAACGCCAUGCUUAUGGUUGUGGAUUUAAAUGUUAAAACUGGCUAAUCCAAAAUGUGGGUUUGCACCCUUCAAGACAAUUAUGAAAGGGAGUGGUGUUGAUUUUUCCAUGAAAAGCAGAUAAUGUUUAUAGAUUUGUUUGGCUUAUUUUUUUCUGAACUUGUUUGUGGCAGUGUGUAAGUUGGGUGUAUUUAUCUGGCUGAGAGUGUCACUGGCUGAGACCUUGGCCUCUCUUACGACUGAAAAGUGCAGUUCCACUUGAUCCCCUGGACUGUUUGACCAUCACAUAGCAAUAUCAACAAAAUGUAACUCCUCUUUCCCAAACCUGCCCCUUUGAAAUUCCUAACACUAACACUAAAAUGAAAGGCAAUAGGAUUUGUUUGUGUCAUUCCGUAGAUGCACCUCCAGUUAAUUGAAAAGUGUGACGAAUAUUUGAAGUCACACUUAAUAGCAGUCUUUCGAUUGUUGCAGAGAGAACCAAGAUUUAUAAAAUGAGAUAUUUUAUUUGUGUACAAUCAAUAUUUUCUAGGCUGAGCUGGUGUAUUGUACUGUAUGAAUGAUUGCACAUAGUGGUAUUUAAGAUGAUAAAUGAAGUUGUUGUAUGGGUUGAUGUGAUACUCUGCCUUCAUUCCUCACUCAGACCUGAAAAAAUCCUACCCAACCCCGAGGGAAAAAAAUAAAAGUACACAUUUUCGAAUGGC
Messenger RNA from Eleginops maclovinus (Patagonian blennie), 4130 nucleotides. It is a transcript of the gene arfip2b, whose product is annotated as ADP-ribosylation factor interacting protein 2b. The record is from RefSeq and is a predicted model, not a curated record. The transcript has 10 exons. Gene Ontology annotation, molecular function: protein domain specific binding; phospholipid binding. Gene Ontology annotation, cellular component: trans-Golgi network membrane. NCBI's taxonomy places the organism in Eukaryota, Metazoa, Chordata, Actinopteri, Perciformes, Eleginopidae. Bases 326 to 1474 code for a protein of 382 amino acids. Gene Ontology annotation, biological process: intracellular protein transport; regulation of Arp2/3 complex-mediated actin nucleation.